CAUGCAAGAAGCCUAUGUCCUACACGACCAAUAUAGGAAUCAAUCCAUGUACAACUACAUCAGUGGGACAUCUCGUCCCCUCUAUUUCAAGAGGCCUUUGGUCCCAACGAUGACUGACACUCCCAUUAAAUUGAGCCAACCCCCAGUCUAAUAAAUCAAAGAAUAACCUCUUCCAGCAAAAAUUACUAUAGAGAGAGUAACCCUGCUUUUUAUUUGGCUAGGUCAAGGAUGUUGAAAUCUAAACUGAUUAUAGAGAAGCCGAAGCCUAAACUGACCCAUAUACACCAGCACAUGAUUAAAAUGAAGACUAAAAUAUAGAAAUAUUAGCAUUAUAGCAUCUGAAAUGGGACAAGGGUUUGCCUGCUUCAAUUGAGGAAUUAGAGUCCAUAGAAUGGAAUCGAGAAAAGGUUUGGUUUGAGAAUGCAUUGCCUCCUAUAUCGGAUGAAGCUUCAUUUAAAUUGAGAAGAGUGUUGAUGAAGUCAUAAGAGGAAAGAGAGUGGAAGAAGAAGGAAACAGAUAUCAAGAUGUAAUUGUGAUUUAAAAUGACUUAGAAAUCAGAACGAGAGGUUGUAUUUAUUGUAAGAAGCAUUGAAAGAAAGAGAAAAAGAUGUAGAAGAAAAGAACGCUUAAAGAAUUGAAAGCAUUAAAAUAAAGAAAACAGAGUUGAAGAACAGGAUGGUGGCUAAGAUCUAGAAGAGAAAGAUUAAAAUACUCAGAAAGAUGCAAAAAAGCAGAAAAGAAAUUGAUAAUGAGGACAAAGGCAGAGAAAUCAUAGAAGAUUAUGCUAAUUUUGCAUCUAAAGUGUAUGCUGGUAUCACAAGGGAAGGGUUGAGUCUUGAUAAAAUAGCUAGCAAAUAUGAAGUGUAACCAGUUGCAUUAAAUACUUAUAAAGGUUUGACUGAAUUAUCAACUACAAUUAAACCUUCUAUCUUAGAAACAACAGUAAAUGUGGCUCAAUUCAUUAAAAUUAUUGAAAAGGAUUACACAAGAUUGGAAAUUCAACAUAAGAUAGAAGUCAACAAAGCAAGAAAUCAAAUAUUCGGAUCAAAUAAACAAGAUCAAUCUAAUGACAUUCAAGCAGAUCAUAUUGGGAAUAAAAAUAUCAUUAUUAGACCUGCAACUCCAACAUAUAAUUAAGAAUUUGAAAAUGCUGAUAUCAAGAGAUAAGAAAUGAAAUUUGAAAAUUAUGAGUAAUUCAAAGAAGAAGCAGUUAAGAGACAAUCAGAAGAUAAGAAGAAUUCAGCUGUUGUCCUACUUCAAAGAUUAUUCAGAGGUAGGGCUAUGUAGAAUAUAAUGUAUGAAGGAAAAGAAAAGGUACUUUCUUAAUUGUCUAUUCAACUAGAGAACUGCCUUGAUUGAGGAAUUGUUAACUGUUGCUAAAAUACCAGAUCUGCCAGAAGCUGAAUAAGAGGAAAUCUUGAUGCAAUAACAUGAAGAGAAGGUGAAGAAUGCGGCUUUGGAAGCUAUUCAAGGAGAAGUGAUUGCAGAGACUUUGGAUAUGUUAAGCAAAGAGUUGCUCAGAAUCAAAUAGGAGAAGAGAAUUGCUCAAAUGGUGAAAUCAGCUGAAGAAGAUAGAAGAUUAAGAGAAAUUCAAGAGGCUGGUACAAGAUAGGCAGAAUAAAUCUUGAGAGAUAGAGAAGAUGUCUAAUACAAUCAGAUUAUGAGAGUUCAUUAAGGAACUGUAGAUACAUAUUUGCAUUGGAUAUUUAAGAAUACUAUCGAAUAAGGUAGACAUAUUUAAAUACAUCUGUAGCUGCCACUAGACAAGCCACCAUUAUGACUAACCUAAGAAAAUAAAAGAUGAAUACUCCAGUUGAAUACUUUGAAAGGAAAUACAAUAGUGAUGAAACUAUUAUCAAAGACCUAGUUUAGCAAUUUUUAAUUCCAAAUGUACAAAGAUCAAAAUUAUAAAAACAAAGUAAUUAUCUUAAUUGAAUUAUUAGUAUAAAUUGAAGAACGAAGAUUUAAUGAAGCAGCUAAAAAAUCAAUUCAGGCGACUUUAUCAUAGGCAGCCUAAUAGAUUAAUCAAAAAUGA
Molecule: messenger RNA, 2035 nt
Organism: Paramecium octaurelia
Lineage: Eukaryota; Ciliophora; Oligohymenophorea; Peniculida; Parameciidae
Source: the annotation of a GenBank genome assembly